UUACUCAGGCAACUGUUGAUUCGUGAAAGAGCUAUGUAGCCACAGAAUUUCACGAUCUCGACAGGAUUCGAAACGGGACUUCAUCAAGAUCCUCAACAUAUUCUCAUUGUUUUCGAACUAACAAUCAUUUAAGAGCAAACAUGUGGCUAUGGGUGUGCAUCUUAUGUUAAGUACCAGGGAAGGCAACUAAUGCGCCCUUGACCUGUUUGUUUCUUGGUUUUGAUCUUCUUCAGUUUCAACUGCAAUCAUCCGUUAUUGAUACCAUCAUCAAACACGUCAUUGAUCUGGAAGAAGGUGGUCGUCCUGCCACCGCAGCAUAUUAUCGACAAAAUCCGAAAAACAAUGAAAUUAUUGAUGAAACGGUGAAACAACUAUUACAAGAAGACAGAGCGGAACGAUCUUAUUCAGCAUGA
Messenger RNA from Didymodactylos carnosus, 413 nucleotides. Lineage: Eukaryota; Metazoa; Rotifera; Eurotatoria; Philodinida; Philodinidae. The record is from the annotation of a GenBank genome assembly.